CACACACACACAAAAGGAAAGAAAAGAAGAGAAGAGAAAAGGUGGGGGCGCGAGCGCGAGGCGGUCCGUAUCUCACCGCCUGGGAACCUUUCGCUGCGCGUCCAUGUUGCCGCCCGGACCGUUUUUCGGACGAGCAGCGGGGCGCUCAGGCGCUGUGACAGCGCACACCGAGCGCGAAGAGGAAGCAGAAGCAGCAGCAGCAGCAGCAGCAGCUUCGCUCUCCCAGUUCGUCGGACCUUUCUUCUUCUUUCUCCUCCUGCGGGUUCCGAGCACGAAGCUCCGCCGGGAGCGCGCAGCGAGCCCUUUUCCCUCACGUCGGGGACGACGCGGCCAUGACGACGGCGGACUCGCGCAGCAGGGCGCGCGCGGGCCUCGGAGGUGUGCUGUCGUCCGUGUCGCUGCUCUGCGUCCUGCUGGACCUGCAGGUGGACGGUGUCCUGGGCGCGACGCACGUGGAGAUCGAGCAUCACCUGGAGAUGGGCCGCAAGCUGCUGGCGGCGGGGCAGCUGGCCGAGGCCUUGUCCCACUACCACUCGGCCGUAGAGGGCGACUCCAAGAACUACCUGACGUACUACAAGCGAGCCGCCGUCUUCCUGGCCAUGGGCAAGUCCAAGUCGGCGCUGCCCGACCUCAGCCGCGCCAUCCAGCUCAAACCGGACUUCCUGGCUGCGCGGCUGCAGAGGGGUAACAUCCUCCUGAAGCAGGGAAACACACACGAGGCCAAGGAGGACUUUGAUGCUGUGCUGCGGGGAUCGGGGGAGCAUGGCGAGGCUCACGAGCAGCUCCUGAAAGCUGAUGAGCUGGAGAUGCUUCAGGAGGAGGUGCGGAGCACCCACCUGCAGGGGGACUACAUGGGUGCGGUCAGCGUGCUCGAUCGGGUCAUUGAGAUCUCACCUUGGGACCCAGAGGCGAGGGAGCUGCGUGCCGACUGCUACAUCCGCCUGGGCGAACCACGCAGAGCCAUCCAGGACCUGAUUCCGACCACGCGGCUUCGGAACGACAACCGUGCUGCCUUCCUGCAGCUCAGCAGGCUGUACUACGGUCUGGGGGAUCACCAGGAGGCGCUCAGCCAGGUGCGCGAAUGUCUCAAGCUGGACCAGGACGAUAAGGAGUGUUUGUCGCACUACAAGCAGGUGAAGAAGCUCAGCAAGAUGCUGGACUCUGCCGAGGAGCUUGUAUCCGAGCACAGGUACCAGGAGGCCAUGGAGAAGUACGAGUUGGUGACGAGGACGGAGCCCCACGUGCCCUUCUACACAGACAAGGCCAAGGAGAGGAUCUGCCACUGCCUGGUCAAGAAUCAACGGGCCCACGAGGCCGUGGACGUGUGUUCGGAGGCCCACCAGAGGGACCCGAGGAACGUCAACGUUCUUAGGGACCGGGCCGAAGCCUUCAUCCAGAACCAAGACUAUGAAAAAGCUGUGGAGGACUAUCAGGAAGCCAAGGAGCUUGAUGGUGAGAACCAGGAGAUUCGCGAGGGCCUGGAGAGGGCGCAGAAGCUCCUCAAGCUCUCACGGAAGAGAGACUACUACAAGAUCCUGGGCGUAAACAGGAACGCCAACAAGCAGGAGAUCAUCAAGGCGUACCGGAAGCUGGCUCAGCAGUGGCACCCGGACAACUUCCAAACGGAGGAGGAGAAGAAGGAGGCGGAGAAGAGGUUCAUCGACAUCGCCUCGGCCAAGGAGGUUCUCACGGACCCAGAGAUGCGGCAAAAGUUCGACGCAGGAGAGGACCCCCUGGACCCCGAGAGCCAGCAAGGUGGCGGGGGCGGUGGCGGGGGGCAGGGCUGGCCCUUCCACUUCAACCCCUUUGGCUCCGGCGGCAGCUUCCAUUUCAAAUUUCACUACAACUAGAUUGGGGGGAGCGACGGGGGUGGAGGCCGAGCUUCCAGUGGGAACGUGCAUUCUGGAUGUUAACCCCCGACCCCAACCUGCACUGGGGGACUGAGAUGGCAGAAGGGCCUCUGCCCCAUUGCACCCGUUGGCGUAGGCUUCCCCAAGGCGGUCGACUGCUGAGACCCUCAUCAGCUGGGGGGGGGAUGUGGGGGGUGUGACCGCAGAGCCUGACUUGGGCCUCCUUUCUUCUCACUGCCUAACUUGUCUUUCCUGGGCUCUUCGUUCUUUCUCUCGGCGCCUCGUUCACCAGCAGCCCCCCACCCGCCACAACUCGGCCUUUUAUCGGAGUAUUUCUGUACCGCGGUCUACCCGCAUCACCGAGCCACUCGGGUGUUCCACUGCGGAGCCUUCCAGCUGUGGGCGGGAACCACGUUAGGGGGUGUGGUGGGGCCGGCACCUGGGCUGAGCCGGAACGUUCCGGACUCCCUGUGUUGUCAAGCGUCUCUAUCCACUAGAGCUUCGCGUUUGGGGUGUUUCUCCUGCUUCCCUUGAACAUGAAGGCAUGUCGUGGACGAGUUGCACUUGUUUGUCGCGCGUUUGCCAUCCGAUGGGACGCUCGGCCCUCUGGCUCCUUUUGGCUGUAGGGACACGUUGAGCUACCAGCAGUUCUGCUGCAGCACGACUUCCGAUUAAAGCUAAAGCUUCUACCGCGGUGGAUGUACAGAUGUAUUUCACCUGUGGACGUCUGCUGUAGACGGUCCCCGUGACAGGCCACCCGAGAUGAACGUGUUAAAGGUAAAAUCAGGGUUUACUGAACUUCUCUCUAGACCUGGGCUCACAAUGGGUUUUUUUUUUUUUUUCUUCCUGCCUGUGAUUAAAAGUAUAAAAACUGCUUUAUUUGUAAUAGUUUAUAUGAGAAGCUUAAAGAGAAAUAUUUCAAUGUUCCAAAAAGAUAAUUAAAGAGAGCUUGGAAAGAAAACAACU
Molecule: messenger RNA, 2816 nt
Organism: Scleropages formosus (Asian bonytongue)
Lineage: Eukaryota; Metazoa; Chordata; Actinopteri; Osteoglossiformes; Osteoglossidae
Gene: dnajc3b
Product: DnaJ (Hsp40) homolog, subfamily C, member 3b
Exons: 12
Coding region: 333-1850 (505 amino acids)
Biological process (GO): protein folding in endoplasmic reticulum
Cellular component (GO): endoplasmic reticulum
Molecular function (GO): protein-folding chaperone binding; misfolded protein binding
Source: RefSeq, a predicted model, not a curated record